GGAAGAGACACCCGGAUUUACGCGGAAGGGCAAAAUACUCCCCGCCCAGACCUCAUUCAACCCCCGUGUACAGGGAGGCUUGCGUGAAAAGCACGAUAGCUCAUUGGCCAUGGGGCUAAUAUGGCGGUGUUAGGGGUAGAAAGGUGGGGCGAGAAUGUAUACGAUAUUUAGGGCUGGAUUCAUGUCCGUCGGGUAGUUGGUGGUGCGCCGUCGAUUGACGCAUUUUGUUCCCGGUAUUACUUCGGUUCUUGUAAUAUUAUCCCAACCCUCCGAGUUAAAACGCGCGUCGUCCCCGCACACUGAAAACCAGAAGUUGUAUGUACACACGCGGCAAAAUUUAACUUUUUUUUGCACGACAAGUAAAAAAAAAGGAGAAAAAAAAAGAAAAAAAAUUUCUCUCUCUACUCGGAACAUGGUUUUUUUAUUUCAAAAAAAGUGAAUUUGGAUAAUUUCUUGUGGUGUUUUUUUUUUUAUCAUCAUCGACUACUCGUAAUUUUUUGUCUGUGGUGUCAAUUGUCACGAGAACAAUUUUUUUUCUUUUUUUAAUAAUAAUAUUGUGAAAGAAAAAUUUAGAAACAAAAUAGUUUCUAUUUUUUUUUAAAAAAGGGGGGGCAACAAAAAUGGCACAGACUUACAAUCAAAAAAGGAACGUCUACAGUAUUGACCAAAUUUUAGGUCAUGGUAAAAGUGAAGAUCACGCUACAUCGUCGAACGAAGUUGGCGAUGGGGGUGAAACAGAACUCGGUCACUUGAGUGAUCAUCAAAUAAAUGAUUCCUUAAACGAUCCCUUGGAUUUAGAAUCUGACAGGCCGAGAAAAGUUCGCCGGUCACGAACCACCUUCACCACUUAUCAACUACAUCAAUUGGAACGAGCUUUCGAGAAAACACAGUAUCCGGAUGUAUUCACAAGGGAGGAACUUGCAAUGAGACUAGAUCUUUCCGAAGCCAGAGUUCAGGUCUGGUUUCAAAAUAGACGAGCGAAAUGGCGCAAAAGAGAAAAAGCACUUGGCAGAGACAGUAACUUCAUGCACGUGGAACAAGGUAGUGGAUGGUGUUCGUCGGACGCUGUUGGUGCGGGUACACAAGCAGCACCGCCCACAGGUGCAUUUCCCUGGUUUAUACCGGCAAUGUUCCCACCAAGUGUUUGGCCAAAUAGUACACCAAAAAUCCCUCCCCUACAUGCAUUUUUGUCGCAAUAUAUGUUGCCGCAAAAUCUCGCCACAUUAAGUUCAGUAUUACCAGUAAUGGGCCUGAGUCCACCGUCAUCAUUAAAUCACAAUAAUAUCGAUACACGUUCACUCAGUGCACAAUUACAUUCGCAUCCCCUUAAUCUUGGCGUUCAAAGUAUCGCGCAAAAUCUCAGCUCAAAACACGACAGGGACGAUGAUUCUGGCUCGUCAGACGAUGAAAUUAGGAGGCAGAGCGCCGAAAUUCUUCGAGUUAAGGCUGAGGAAGUAUUACGCAAGAACACUUUUCUAACAAUUCAGGCGUGAAAAAGAAGUACAUGAAAAAAAACUGAAAAAAAAGAAAAAAAAAUAUUAAUAAAAAAGAGGACAUACAUGCGCAGGGUUACCCACAAAAAAUUGGAUGAGA
Messenger RNA from Leptopilina heterotoma, 1593 nucleotides. RefSeq names its product paired mesoderm homeobox protein 2-like (gene hbn). The coding region runs from base 621 to 1493 and encodes 290 amino acids. Gene Ontology annotation, biological process: regulation of transcription by RNA polymerase II. NCBI's taxonomy places the organism in Eukaryota, Metazoa, Arthropoda, Insecta, Hymenoptera, Figitidae. The record is from RefSeq and is a predicted model, not a curated record. Gene Ontology annotation, molecular function: RNA polymerase II transcription regulatory region sequence-specific DNA binding; DNA-binding transcription factor activity, RNA polymerase II-specific. The transcript is spliced from 5 exons.